AUGCUUCAUGAUAAUAUGAUAAUUGUUGACAAAAAAAUAAAAAUAUUAACCACAAAUGUCUAUAUUUUUCGUUUUUGUGUUAUUUCGAAAAAAUUCCAAAAAUUGAAGUUUACAAAAUUUUCGUUUUUCUUUUCGUUUUUUUUUCGUUUCCAAGAAACUGAUAAUCUUUUUGAAAUCUCCCCUGGAUUUAAUAAUGGAACUUUAUUUUAUCGAAUAGAUAAUAAAUGGGAUUGUGUUUAUGACAUUUCCAAUCCCGAUUUUACGAAUGUCACGUUUCGCGGUUUUUCAAUCUUCAACACUCAACAAUGGACACGUUUUGACGUUUAUCCAGAUUGUUGCAGUAAAGAGGUUAGCCGGCAAGACAUGAAUACCUUUACGGUUAUAGAUGAUGUUUUACCGGUAACCAAAUCCCUGUAUUUCUUAUAUAGAGAUACCGCUUUCUCAAGACCGUACCAAUCAAUUUUUAUAUAUGAGUUCUUCAACACUGUCGCGUGGAAUAUCGACACCAAACAUAUCAUCCCAGGGAGCACCAUAAGUAUGAUCAGUUCCAGUACCCCUGAAGCUUCUCUCCGCCACACAGUUAACGUUUAUAAUUACCGCUUCAAUUUGACUUCCGCGUAUACUAAUUCUUCGAUCCUUUCCUACGCAAAGUAUAAUCUUUCUUUCAAGAACACGCCCAUUCCCUUUGUGAAUAUUUCUGGCCGAACAGAAAUUUAUUUAAGUGACGAGGAUUCCGUGGAUAAAUGUCAAUAUCGAUACACGACUGAUUUGACUGCACGUAGUGCACCCCCCACAAAUGGCAACUUGAAAAUGCACAACUUGUGCACGACCGGCAAUUUCAAGCGUAUGGCUCUCUGCGCAAGCACCGUAGAAGACGAUUAUAAGGACUGCACAUGUACGUACGACCCUCAAGAAUACAUUUAUUUGAAUGAAUAUGCAGACUGUACUUAUAUGAGUGAAUUGCUGACACUCACGAUCACUGUCAAUCAAGAUGUCGUCCCCUUCGAACAUUUGUGGAAUACAUUCUCCACAACGCCGGAUAUGGCAGUUCACUCCCUUAUAAUCCCAAAGGGGAGAAACAUCACCUUUCUUGGAAAGGUCAUUCUACCGGAUUCUCCAAUACUCAUCACCGGAAGUGUUAUAUUCAAGAGCAUCCUCGUCAUCACACGAGACGAUCUCUACUAUGACAUCGGCACUUUCUCUGUCGAGGAAAUUAACAUCGAUAACUUGAAAAAUAGAAACACUUCAAUUUGCUUUGUCGGCAGAUGCGGAAUGGAACAGACGGCUUGUGAGAGGGUUUUUAACUCGGCAGGUAUCAAGGAAAAACGUUGCGGGUCCGGGUCGAAAAAUAGAUAUCUGCCCCUUGACAGCGAAGUCAACUGCGACUGCAGACAAAGUGACUCAGCACACUACUACCAGUCAGACUGCACUUUGAUGAGUACCGACAGACUCUACAGAUUCGACCUUUUUGUAGCUUUCGAUUAUAUCGGAGGAGACGCUCCUCGAUAUUGGAGUUCCUUGACAGUUCUGGCUCCGAUAAAAAUCAGUGGCGUAUCUACAAUCGUCGACGGUCUCUGUAAUUUUGAGAAAUCUGGAAGAGUAGAACUUUAUGGCGCCUUACGUUGUAAGAAGGUAGUUUUGUCGUCGAGCAGUGAGAUAGUCGGAUAUGAAGGGUCUCAGCUGAAAAGCUAUGAUUUUGCAUUUAUAGAUAAAAUAACUAAUAAGAAUAGUAAAGCAGUGAUUCAUAUGGGAAGUGGGUCUUUUCAAUCUGACGGAUCGAUGACCGUCAAAGUCGAUCCAUCCCAAAACGAAUGUUUUGAGUUUGCGAGUGCGAAGGGAUUAAAUAGUCACUCGAUGGAUGGAACUCUAAUUUCCGAUAAAAAAUAUAGUUUGGUCGUAUUGGGGAAUCUCGUGAGGAUCUGUCCAAUCACUAAAAUCAAUAAAGAGGUGAUUUGUGAUUUUAAGACGAGUGAAUAUAACGGUUUUGUGUUUGACCAGUGCCCGUGCGAUAACGAAGGGUGCGUUUUUCGGGUCGACGCAAACGUCAAAGAACUUGAUUUUUCACAAUUUACGGAUUUGGUCUUUGAAGGCCAAUUUAUUAUUCAAAAUAGUUUAGUAAUAAGAAAUACCGAUCGCGUCACGUUCAAAAGUAUAAAAAUAGAAAACUUAACUAAAGAGCUAGUAAGUGUCGACGUCAUUGGCGGAAUCAUCACAGAAAUAGAAAGCCCCAUGAUUGUAUCAUCGACUAAUAGUUCUGAAUUCUAUGGAAAUACUAUUCAAUUUACUUAUCGCCCAAAAGGGGCGUUUCCUGUUCUACUUUCUGGUGAACUAUUUGUUAUUAAUAUAGAUACUAUAUAUACCAAUGCGAUAGAACUCACCAAUUUCAAAGGACUCAUCACAACGCCACAAGGGAUGGAUAUCAAGAAAAAUGGGAGAGGAGAGACAUCCUCUACGUUGUCUCUGCAAGCGAACGAAAGAGGCAAAUACGAGAGUGUAGUAGUGAACAACAACGAGUAUGAGAUCUUGACGUGUACACAUAACGAUCAAAGCCGUUCGUGUCAUGAAAAGGUAGAGAUAGAGCACUGUGUGUUCUAUUUAGACGAUCGUUAUUGUGUAUCGUGUAUGGAGUAUUAUAGAUUGAAUACACGAUUGAAUGUAUGUGAGAAGAUUUCAAUUGCGAAUUGUAAGCGUGAAGAGCAAAGUGUGUGCGUUCAAUGUGCUGAGAAAUAUGAAUUAAAGAACGGCCUGUGCCAACCUGUAAAUAUCGAGAAUUGCGACUUCUAUAAGAACAAUUGGUGCAGAAAAGCACAAGGCGGGUAUUACCCGGUAACUUCAUCUACUAAAAAGUGUUCACCGCACACUCUUGUGUGUAAUUCAGUAUCGAGUCUGAUAUGUAGCACUGGGUACAUCUUACAUAACAAACUCUGUGUCCUUCCUUCCACACAAAAUGCAGUUGUAUCUUCAAACUACAAUACUAUAGUCUGUUCAAAGGGGUAUUAUAUAUUUAAGGGUGUGUGUGUUUCGUGCUUUUCUAAGUAUGGGAAUUGUGAAUUGUGCACAUUAUUUUCCUGUACGCUCUGUAAAAUAGGGAGUGUUUUAAAUAACGGUGUAUGUAUUCAAUCCAUAGGGUGUCAAGCCAUUCAAAGCAGCAAUUGUCAGCAAUGUCUUUCCGGAUAUUAUAAUAAGGAGUCAUGUAGACCUUGUGGAGAGAAUUGUGAAAUAUGUAGUUUCACAGGGGAGUGUCAAGUAUGUUCUCCGCAGUACUACAAAAGUGGGUUCAAUUGUUAUACCAACAUGAGUCAAUUCAAUACGACACAUUGUACAACAGAAAAGAAUGGGGAAUGUUAUACCUGUGACGAUCACUUCUAUGCAACUCACUUUGGGUGUUUCGAAUGUUCAUCAAAUUGUUCCACAUGUACUUUACAAAGUGAUUUAUGUACUUCAUGUCCUUCAUCAUAUAUUCUCCAAGACCACAUAUGUCUUCCAGAAGCUUUUUAUAGUGAUUCUUGUCUUCGUCUUAAUGCAAAGUAUUGUUCAUUAUGUCCGACUAACUAUUUCCAUUCAUCAGAAAACUACUGCAAACAAUGCCCACUCAAUUCUAUCAGUUGCGCUAACACCACACACGUCUUCGAAUGCUCCAGCGGGUACUUCCUCUUCCAAAAUCAAUGCAAGAAGAUCUCGGAAAUUUCUAACUGUCAGAAAACAAACGAUUUCGGAUGCGCUUUGUGUUACGACGGCUUCGCGUUAAUUAACUCCCUUUGCGUGUCAUGCAGCGAUCUCUGCCAACAGUGCCAUUUCUCAGAUGAGCACGAAAUUUGCGACUUAUGCGAACUCAAUUACGUCAUCGACAAUUUCGAGUGUUAUCCGCUUUCCUCAAUACAAAAAUGUUCCGAAGCCGACGGUGAAAAGUGCACAAAAUGUGAGACGGGAUACACUCUAUCUGCUGGAAGGUGUCGAAAGCUAUCGCGAUGGUACAUCUACGUCAUCGUCGCCGCGGUAGUGGUUAUACUAUUCAUUAUAGUAAUUUUAACUAUACUUAUAGUAAAGAAAGUGAUAUAUCAAAAAGUUCGAGUUCGACAAGAACACGUGAGGAAGAUCACCGACGUGAGCAGUAGAACGGACUUAGUCUUCUGUUGUGUAGGGAUUGUAACAGACAAACCGACGAUUGAGUUUGAUGGAUUACUGCAAGUGAAUAAUGAGCGAAGUUCGGCAUUAUAUCUUGGCAACGUUGGAGUGGACAAGGUGAAGGUUCAACCGACUAUUAUAGGAAAUGGGAAGUACGACAUUUUUAUAACGCCAGAAUUAGCGAUCUUGCGGAAGAAUGAGGUUUGUCAGUUUACCGUGCAUUUGACGCCGAAGUGCUCGACACAUAUUGACGACAAAAUAGUCUUCUCGCUCCAUAACUUUGCGAAGAACACGUCGACGAGCUUUUCGAUCUAUAUUGAUGGGUAUACCGAGAAGACGUCGAUCAUUGAUUUUGAUGAAUUGACGAUAGACACGAAAAUAGGAGAGGGAGGGUUUGGGAUAGUUUAUCGGGGAUACUUCCGGGAGGCAGAAGUAGCGAUUAAGACGAUUAAAGAAGGAGUUGAUGAGAUGGAGUAUCGAGAUGUGAAUAGUCCAGAUACUCCAAUGAACAGUGAAUUUACUAAAGAAGUAGAAAUGCUUGAGAAGUUCAAAUGCGAACAAAUUGUCACGUUCUUUGGAGCAUGUUUUCUCCCAACAAAAAUGUGUUUGGUCACGGAAUUUGCAAAGUUUGGGUCGCUGUCGUAUUUGAUUAGUAAGAAGAAGAUCUUAACGAAGUAUUUGCGAGUGAAACUGUGCUUAGAUGCUGCGAUGGGAAUACUUUACUUACACGAGAAUGGGAUCUUACACAGAGAUAUUAAACCGGACAAUAUCUUGGUGUUCUCAUUAGACACACAAGAAAAGGUCAAUGCAAAGUUAACUGAUUUUGGAAGCGCAAGAAAUAUUAAUCGACUGAUGACUAAUAUGACAUUCACGAAAGGUAUUGGAACUCCAGUCUAUAUGGCACCUGAAGUCUUGGAUAGAAAAAGAUAUCGAACAACAGCGGAUGUAUACUCUUUCGGCAUCGCUAUGUACGAAAUAAUAGGGUGGAAAGCUGCAUUCUCAAUGAAAGACCCUCAAUUCAAUUUCCCGUGGAAAAUAGCAGAGUACGUGAUGGCGGGAAAACGGCCUAAGAUCACUAAAAAUAUCCACGAGGAGGAGUUCUCUAUUAUUGAUGGCGCUUGGAAGAUGCAACCAGAAGAACGGCUACGAAUGGCAGAGAUCGUGGAAAAGAUUAAGAAGAGGUUGUUAAAGAUUAAGAAGGAAUAA
Molecule: messenger RNA, 5331 nt
Organism: Entamoeba invadens IP1
Lineage: Eukaryota; Evosea; Mastigamoebida; Endamoebidae
Product: protein serine/threonine kinase, putative
Exons: 3
Coding region: 1-5331 (1776 amino acids)
Biological process (GO): protein phosphorylation
Molecular function (GO): protein kinase activity; ATP binding
Source: RefSeq, a predicted model, not a curated record